AUGCGUUUGUGGCCCGGGUACAGUGGCGCUGGCUGGCGCCGGUUGCUAGCAGUAGCUUUCGUGCUGCUGAUACAGCUCGUCGACAGUGGCCAGAUGGAGGAACUGCAGCUGCGUAGCUCGGGCAGUGGUACGACACGGUUUCGGGGCGGUGCAUCCGAGACAGCGACCAAGGGCCGCCAGCAAAUUGGAUCGGCCCCAAUGUACGCUGUGAACGAUAUCGAGUGUCCGAGCUUUGCGGAAAAUUCAGCGUGUCCGUGCUACAAAUUCGAGGACGGCAUCUUUCUCGAGUGUCCGGGCAUUACGUUUGCGGCGCUACGGUCGACAUUGCAAGUCAUCUCAUCGCCGAUACAGUCACUGUCCGUGUAUGACUUUGACCGAUCGGUGAAGACGCUUACCGCCGACCUGUUCCAGGGAUCGUCAACGGUGUCCGGUGGCGGGAUAGGUUCGGAACUGGCUGUUGGUGCUAACGUUAGCAUCCGGCAUCUGCAGUUCUCUCACUCUAGUCUGCAGCAGCUGAAGCAGAAUAGUCUGCUACCGUUACGUUCGCAUCUGGAGAGCCUUAGCAUUAUCAAUGGGAAGCUGACACAGGUUCCAUCAAAAGCGAUAGUAGGGCUUAAAAAGCUAAUGGUGCUAGAUUUGGACGCAAACGAGAUUACCACGCUGGACGACUAUGCGUUCCAUGGUCUACAUCUGGUGAAGCUCAAUCUCAAGAGUAAUCAGAUCGAACGUGUACCCACCAACGCGCUAGCCGGAUUGGAAGAGUCGCUAGCCGAGCUGGAUCUGUCCGAGAAUCGGUUACGUCAGUUUCCGACGUUAGCCCUCCGUCAGCUAGAAAACCUACGCCUGGUGCGUCUUUCAAUGAACGAGAUUGCAUCGCUACAACCAGACGACAGCUACACACGCUUCGGCUCACUCUCAUUCCUUGACCUAAGCCUCAACAACUUCGUGGAGCUGUAUGCAGAUAUCUUCGGCGCAUUCCCAUUCCUGAAGACUCUCUCGCUAUACAACAAUUUCAUCGAAACGGUACACCGUGAUGCGUUCGUGUCGUUGCACGAGCUCCAAUCACUAGACCUGAGUCACAAUCGGAUCGUUUACCUGGAUCCGGAUGUGUUUGCCGGCAAUCGGCGCCUCCACACGGUGGAUCUGAGCCGUAACCACGUGCAUUACGUGAGCGGAGUGUUCGCCAACCUGCCAGUGCUGCGGGAAGUUUUCCUUAGCGAGAACAAUCUUCUCGAGCUGACGGAUGAUUGUUUCGCCAACUCGACUGGUGUAAAGGUGCUCUAUCUAGAGCACAAUGCUCUGCAACGGCUCGACGGUGAUGCAUUGGGUUCGCUCGCUAAUCUCGAGCAACUGUUUCUUAGCCACAACUUGUUGGAGAAAAUUCCGGUACAAUUCUUCGAGUCGACCCCGAGCCUUACGUCACUGGCGCUCGACGCAAACGCACUGCUCGAGCUGGACGAGCGACUGUUUCGGAGACAGAUGAAGUUGCGUGAGCUACGGCUGAAUGGAAACCGUUUGCGACAGAUACGGGCAGGACUGUUUGCACCCGCUACGGAUCUGAUGGAGCUGCACCUGCAGAACAACGAGCUGCAGGUGAUUGAGCGCGGGGCACUGAGAGGCUGUCCACAGCUGCAGUACGUCAACCUGCAGGAUAAUGUGCUGGAAGAGUUGGACGCGGUGUUUGCCGGUGGGCCUCCACACUCACCAGCCCAUUCACCGCUAAUGGCAGUUACGACACACGGUAAGCUAAUCAGCACGAAAGGUGACUCGAUACCGGAUGAACUGCAAAGCGUGAGUGAAUCGGCCCUACUUUCGAUACAACUUAGUGGGAACUCUCUCCGACACCUGCACGCACAAGCGUUCCGUGGGCAGACGAGCGUGCAGAUGGUAUGGUUAGAGCACAAUCAGCUUCGCGCCCUUGACCGCCAACUGUUCGCCGAGACGGUCCAUCUGGAGAAGCUAUACUUGCGCAACAACUCCCUGCUAGCACUGGAGCCCGGUACAUUCGAUGCGCUCACGCGUCUGAAGCUGUUGGAUCUGUCGUGGAAUCGGUUGAGCGAUCUGCAGCCGGAGCUGUUCCGUGGUUUGGGUGAGCUUGAAGAAUUACACCUUUCACACAAUCUGCUCGGUGCGUUGCGUGCCAAUGUGUUCGGUACGCUGCGUGGUCUGCGUACACUAGAUCUUAGCUACAACAACCUACAAGUACUCGGUGCCGACUCACUGCAGCCUGGAUUGCCGGUGAGCAGUGUGAAUCUGCGAGGAUGCAACCUUACCCGACUGGAGCCCGGUGCGUUCCGUGGAUUAUCCAACUUGGCAGAGUUAACGCUGGAAGAGAACUACCUACAUGCGAGCGAAUUGCGCCACCUGGAUGCUAGUCCCGUGCGUACGUUGCGACUUUCGGCCAACAAUUUCUCGCUCGUGCGGGAAGGUUUGCUCGAGCGGUUAGCUUCGCUGCAGGUGUUGGAGUUGGCAAGAUGUGCUAUCGGCGAUCUGCCCACGGCACUGCUCCAACGCAACGUUAAUCUCGUGCGACUGGAUCUCAGUGAGAAUGAGCUGCGUGUUUUGCGCCGAGGAUCGUUUGCCGGGCUGCACGUGUUCAAGGAGCUACGCUUGCACGGGAACCGUCUGGUGGAUUUUCCGCAUCUUGCGCUGCUGAAUGUUUCUACGCUGGAGGUGUUAACUCUGUCCCGGAAUCAGCUUACCGGGAUUGAUUUUUAUAAGCUGAGCGGUUUGCCCAAUCUACGAACGCUGGAUCUUCACGCGAACAGCAUAACCACACUCGGCGGCUUCACAGUCGAUACGCUGCCUCAUCUGGAUACGCUGGAUUUGAGUGGUAAUUUACUGCUAGCGCUGCCGGAGAAUUUCUUCAAACACUCCGUAAGCUUGCAGCGUAUCGAUCUGUCACUGAACCGAUUUGGACGCAUUCCUAACCUCGCCCUAUCGGAGGCAUCGCUCGCACGGCUAGCGUGGCUUAAUCUGACCGGCAAUCCACUGCAACGCAUCUCGGCCGAUGCCGACCAGCAACGCUUUCCUCAUCUGCGCGAACUCGUCAUUAGCCGCACCAACCUGUCGAUCGUGACGAGCAAAGACUUUGAACUGUACCCAGCCGUCCAGAGGCUGCAUCUAUCCCACAAUCGCAUCAAUCGUAUCUCGCCCGGUGCGUUCGUUGCGCUCGCCAGCCUGCAGCUGCUCGAUCUGAGCGCGAACGAGCUGGAGCUGCUGCCGAAGGAACGGUUGCAGGGUUUGCGGCUACUCGAGACGCUAAAUCUCUCCACCAACAGUAUCCGCGAGUUGGACGAGUUUGCACAGGACCUGCAGAAGCUGCGUGUACUCGACGCGUCCGCCAAUCAGCUCGAGCGCAUCAACAAGAACGCGCUAAGACAUUUGGGUGCGUUACAGGAGCUAUAUCUGUACGGUAAUCGGUUGGUAACGGUUGCGUCGGAUGCGUUCCGUACGUUGCGAGCGCUGACGACGUUGGAUUUGCGGAAAAACUACUUUGAGUAUGCACCGCUUCGUGCGCUGAAGCCACUCGAAACACAUCUGCAGCAGUUGCGACUGGAAGAUAAUCCGCUCGUGUGCUCGUGUGAUACGCAAGAGCUGUGGGAGUGGCUGAGCGACCACCGGAAGUGGGCCCGCGGUUACGACAACGUACGGUGCGAGCAGCCGGCCGAGGUGCAGGGCAAGCUGCUGUUGACGAUGGAACCGCAAGAGUUUUGCGACGUGCCGCUCAUCCUGAAGAUUGCGAUCCAGGACAUACAGCCGUAUUCGGUGCUGGUGUCGUGGCAGAGCCGGGAACAUUCCGGUUUGCACGGGUACCACAUCAUCUACCAUUCGCUGGACACGGUCGAGGAUAUACGCGGCAAAACGAUGAACCGUUCCUCGAACUCGGCCAAAUUGAACCGCCUGUCCUCGAACACACGGUACCUGAUCUGUGUGCUCGGUCUCGGCAGCUGGCUAACGUACCACAGUGAUAUCAACAGUUUGCUCAACCAAUCGAACCAGCUGCAGAACCAGAUCCUGAACAGUGGCUCCGCCGUCCACAGUGGCUACGCGGCCGGCGAACUCGAUGCGUCUCUCUCGAACACGCUGCUCUCGCUGAUGAUGGACACACCGACGUCCCGCUGUACCGAGGUCCGCACAUUGGAUGCGAUCGGGCCGAACCCGCUGGCCGAGGCGGACGGCAUGUCCGGCCGCAGCAUCAUUCACUCGAUCCUGACCCGACGGCUCGGGCUCAUCGUUGGCUGCUGUCUCGGUAUCGUCGUCUUUAUCGUGCUCAUCUCCGUGCUCGGCUGGCUGAAGAUUAAGAAGCAACGGCUGGAGGCGGCCAAACGGCAGCAGCAACCGCACCAGCCGGAAUUCAUUUCCUACCGACACUUUUCCAUCCCGAACGACGAGCACGGCCGGGAUGGGGUGGCCGGUGCGAUGGGUGCCGGUGGCGGUGGUAGCGGGGGUGUUGCCCUGCUCGAUGGGCAUCCGUCGUUCAUUUCCGGUGCCGUUCUCGGCACAACCACCACCAUGAACGGUGGUGGACCGGACGAGCACAAGAAGCUUUUCCUUACCGACAGUUGAAACGGGCGCCGGACGGAUGGGGUCAAUGCUUCCCUUUCCACGCUUGAUCUGGUCAAUUACAGCUAAGCGCGGCGA
Molecule: messenger RNA, 4644 nt
Organism: Anopheles maculipalpis
Lineage: Eukaryota; Metazoa; Arthropoda; Insecta; Diptera; Culicidae
Product: chaoptin
Exons: 5
Coding region: 1-4569 (1522 amino acids)
Molecular function (GO): protein binding
Source: RefSeq, a predicted model, not a curated record